AUGUCUGCACUCAGGCAAAACUCUGAUGAUGAAGAAGUGUGUACUGAGGACCUAGAUGAAGAUGAAAUCCUGGCAAACCUGUCCCCCGAGGAGCUAAAGGAGCUGCAGUGUGAGAUGGAAGUCAUGGCCCCAGACCCUGAAGUCCCAAUUGGGAUGAUACAGAGGGAUCAGACGGAGAAACCCCCAACGGGGAGCUUCGACCACAGGUCCCUGGUUGACUACCUGUACUGGCAGAAGGCAUCCAGACGCAUGCUUGAGGAUGAGAGAGUUCCUGUCACCCUCUUGCCCUCUGAGAGAAGUGGUGCGGAGGAGGUGGAAGAAAAGGACGGAGGCAGCGGCAGGAGGGUGCCAGGAGCAGAGGGAAAAGAGAGACAUUACAAAAACGAGCACUUGUCCAACUCAGGAACACAAUCUUGGGAGACAAAGAAGGAUGGGAGUGAUGAGGAGAGAAAAGAGGAGGAGGAGGAUGAAGAAGAAGAGGAAGAUGAUGAUGAUGAUGAAGACGAGGAGGAAGACGAAGAUGAGACUGAACUAGAAACAAAGGAGACUUACACCAGUGAGAACCGUCACAGUAAUCAGAUAAGUAAGAAACCAGGUACAGAAUCAGGAGAAGGCACAGAAAAGCCAAAUGAAAAGAAGAUAUCAAAACUAAACAUCCCCCAAAAGUUAGCACUGGAUACGAGCUUCAUGAAGAUAAGUGCCAGGCCUUCAGGAAACCAAACCAAUUUAGAAGAGAGUCUGGAGAAAGUCCGAAAAAAUAACCCAGACAUGAAAGAGCUCAACCUGAACAACAUAGAAAACAUCCCCAAAGAAAUGCUGAUAGACUUCGUCAAUGCCAUGAAAAAGAAUAAGAACAUAAAAACAUUCAGCUUGGCCAACGUGGGGGCCGAUGACAACGUGGCUUUUGCGCUGGCCAACAUGCUGCGGGAGAACAGGAGCAUCACCACGCUGAACAUCGAUUCCAAUUUCAUCUCUGGCAAAGGGAUCGUUGCCAUCAUGAGAUGCCUCCAGUACAAUGAGACGCUGACGGAGCUCCGCUUUCACAACCAGCGGGGCAUGCUGGGCCACCAGGCAGAAAUGGAGAUCGCCAGGCUGCUGAAAGCCAACGCCACCCUCCUUAAAAUGGGGUAUCACUUCGAACUGCCGGGGCCCAGGAUGGUGGUGACCAACCUGCUCAGCAGAAACCUGGACAAGCAGAGGCAAAAGAGGCAAGAAGAGCAAAGGCAGCAGCAAAUGAAAGAGCAGAAGGAGUUGAUAGCGAUGCUGGAAAAUGGACUUGGGUUGCCUCCUGGCAUGUGGGAGAUGCUGGGGGGACCGCUGCCCCAGCUGAGGAUGCAUGAACCCCCGCAAGCCCCAAAACCAUCUGACCCUAUGGCUAUGUCUCUGAGCAAAAGGCAGGAGAGCGCAAGGCAGCCGGCCCCCGAGCAGCCGAGCAGGGAGAAGCCUGUUGAAUUCAGAGUGGUCAAGCUGAAGAAGAUUCAGCGCAAACCCGCUGUGCCUGACUACGUGGAACCCACCGAGAAAACCAACCUCAAAGACGUCAUCAAAACACUUAAGCCAGUCCCCAGGAGAAGGCCACCUCCCCUGGUCGAAAUAACCCCAAGAGAUCAGCUACUAAACGACAUUCGUCAGAGCAACGUCGCUUAUCUUAAACCGGUGCCAUUGCCAAAGCAGCUGGAGUGA
Nestor notabilis (Kea) is the source of this 1683-nucleotide messenger RNA. It is a transcript of the gene LMOD3, whose product is annotated as leiomodin 3 (fetal). The coding region runs from base 1 to 1683 and encodes 560 amino acids. Lineage: Eukaryota; Metazoa; Chordata; Aves; Psittaciformes; Psittacidae. The record is from RefSeq and is a predicted model, not a curated record. Gene Ontology annotation, molecular function: tropomyosin binding; actin binding. The transcript is spliced from 3 exons. Gene Ontology annotation, cellular component: striated muscle thin filament; myofibril. Gene Ontology annotation, biological process: myofibril assembly; muscle contraction; pointed-end actin filament capping.